GUUCUCGUAAUCGCUUUUGUUUCCGCAGCUUGAUUGUGGUUUUUGAGGUAUUUGCUUAAACUGUGUCUGCGCGUUUAAGGUCAUUAUAAAACCGCAACGAGGGUGUGAUGGAGAACAGAAGAGCAAGACUUUACGGAAAGACGUUUUCAACUAUAUCAGAAAAAAUAUUUCCUGGUUUGUCUACAUGUUCCGCCCAAACAUUAAACAGCCCGGAGGGAGUAGGAACAGAAGCACUUUCCAGCCUUCCUCUACAGAUGGCGUUGUACUUCAGUGUGAUCUUCUUCCCAGUUUGGCUUUCUUCUAUGACAGUUAUGUUUCAUUUCAAGUAUGGGUGCCUUACUGUUUUAUAUCGGUUCCUCGUUUCUACCGUUCUUCUGACAGCGGCGGUGAAUGAAUGUCUUAGACUCUACCUUGGGUACAUUGGUAACCUAUCAGACAAGGUACCUGAACUGGCUGGAUUCUGGUUGCUGUCACUGGUUCCACAGCUUCCUCUCCAGCUGUUUUUGUUGCUUAAUCAGAACAUUAUGCUACAACCACUGGAGCAAAUAGUCCAGUCAUUUUCUGUACUUUUAUUAAUUAUUCAGUUACUGACUGGCUUUUUUGCACUACGCCACUCUUCAAAGAUCCAUGCUGAGCAGUCUCGUUUGCGUGUACUACUUUCUACACAGCGGAAGGAUGAUUAAUAAGGUAUUACUCUUACUCAACAUUACGGAAGGACUCAUUAUUUCACAUAUGUAUUCACAGGGCUGCCCCAAGUUCUGGAUAUCAUGGAAUUUCAAAAGUGUCAGGGAAAUUUGAAAAAAAACAAACUUGAAAAAUCUCGUUUUUCUCUCAGUAGAGGAAAUGGUUUGUUCACUGAUUUGUCAUGCAUCAUCGCUGGCUGGGCACAGUUAAGUACGUGGGCCGCUUCCCGAGUCCUUCAUUAUUCCUGCUUCUCCCCUUUCUGCCACUCCCCUCAGCUUGCAGUCAGUGCUGCUGAUGAGAGGCAGGGAGAUGUGAGGAGUGGUUUGUUUGGAGCUGAUUCUCAGAGACUGUUGACACAGCAGCUGGAGACAGCAGUCAUGUGUGCAUUAGUUGUGUAUGAAUGAUUAUGUGAAUGUGUGUGUGUGCUCUUGUUUUGUGACGAAGGCUAUGGCCAAAAAUUUAAUUAUGAGAGUGUGAUUGUCUUCUAUAUGUGCCUGUCAGUGGCUGAGUGAUCAUAUGAAAAAUUCAGUGGAGGGAAGUCCCAAGACACCUACAAUAUCGUCACAGGUGAUGAAACAUGGGUCUAACAUUAUGACCCUGAAACGAAGAGGCAGUCUUCUGUGUGGUGCUUUCCAGGGGGAGGAGCCACCCACAAAAGUUCAAUGAAGUCGGAGCUCU
Messenger RNA from Schistocerca piceifrons (Central American locust), 1362 nucleotides. Its product is annotated as transmembrane protein 17-like. Lineage: Eukaryota; Metazoa; Arthropoda; Insecta; Orthoptera; Acrididae. Bases 108 to 683 code for a protein of 191 amino acids. Gene Ontology annotation, biological process: non-motile cilium assembly. The transcript has 4 exons. The record is from RefSeq and is a predicted model, not a curated record. Gene Ontology annotation, cellular component: ciliary transition zone.